GCUAUUAGAGCAUUCUUGAAGGUCCGAACCAGCUAUGAUGUUCUCCCGCUCAGUUUCCGACUCAUUGUAUUCGACACGGCAUUACUUGUGAAGAAGAGCUUGAACAUUCUCAUCCAAAAUGGAAUUGUAUCUGCCCCCUUAUGGGACUCCAAGACGUCGACCUUUGCCGGACUUCUUACGACUUCGGAUUACAUCAAUGUCAUCCAGUACUACUGGCAGAAUCCGGAUGCUCUCAAUCAGGUCGACCAAUUUCGCCUAAACAGCUUACGUGACAUUGAGAAGGCGAUUGGCGUGCAGCCUAUCGAGACGGUCUCAGUAAACCCGCUGAAGCCCCUGUAUGAAGCAUGCCGGAGUAUGCUCGCAUCUAAAGCUCGCCGUAUCCCGCUGGUUGAUGUCGACGACGAGACAGGCCGCGAAAUGGUGGUCAGCGUGGUAACACAAUAUCGCAUUUUGAAAUUUGUCGCUGUCAAUGUCAACGAGACCCAGAUGCUCCGGAAGCCUCUCAGAGAUCUCAACAUUGGGACAUGGGAGAAUCUUGCCACUGCACAUAUGGAUACACCAGUCAUGGAUGUCAUUCACCUGCUUGUCAAGAAAAAUAUCUCCAGUGUGCCAAUUGUUGAUGACGGUGGAGUCGUUUUAAAUGUCUUCGAGGCAGUGGAUGUCAUUACGCUCAUCAAAGGCGGCAUCUACGAUGAUCUCAACCUAAGCGUCGGAGAUGCUCUCCUCAAGCGCUCAGAUGAUUUUGCUGGGAUUUACACGUGCUCGGAACAAGACCGUCUCGACACAAUCUUCGACACCAUCCGACGCUCCCGCGUUCACCGAUUGGUCAUAGUUGAUGACAAUAAAUGCCUCAAAGGUCUCUUAACCCUGAGUGACAUUCUCGAAUACGUUUUACUUGAAGGCGAAGAGGACAGUUGA
Messenger RNA from Xylona heveae TC161, 918 nucleotides. RefSeq names its product CBS-domain-containing protein. The transcript is spliced from 5 exons. NCBI's taxonomy places the organism in Eukaryota, Fungi, Ascomycota, Xylonomycetes, Xylonales, Xylonaceae. The record is from RefSeq and is a predicted model, not a curated record. The annotation marks the transcript as partial.